Macroventuria anomochaeta is the source of this 519-nucleotide messenger RNA. RefSeq lists its product as uncharacterized. The record is from RefSeq and is a predicted model, not a curated record. The annotation marks the transcript as partial. The transcript has a single exon. Lineage: Eukaryota; Fungi; Ascomycota; Dothideomycetes; Pleosporales; Didymellaceae.
AUGAAGGAUGCGCAUGAGCUGUUCAAGUGGAAAGAGGAUCAAAAGGCACUGGCCAUCCGCUUAUGGCUUGCGCUAGAUAGAAGCGACCAACCGGCUCAGAUGGAGGCUCUGCUUGCAUUGCUGAGCUCGUUCAUCUUCACUGUGUACGACGACGUGCCGCUAUCUUGUGGGUUGAUACAGUUUCUUGCGGUGCUAGGCAUUGACUCAGACAUGGGCCGCUUGCGUAACACAAAAAACUACUCGUACAUGUUGGCAGGCAUGGUGUACUGCGUGCGUGUGCUUGGAGUCAAGAAGCUGCUCCCAUCAGCGCAGCGCAGCGAGCAGACUGUUGAAGACCGCGAUAGGUUUCUGACUAUGCAGCACAAGUACAUGGCGGAUGGCACGUUCAGCCCGAUGAGCGAGAUGAUCAGUUUGCUAGCGUAUGGCAAACACAUCGGGCUAAGUGCAGGCAACUCAGGUAACGCAUACUGGUCAAAAGACAAGAGAAUCUUCUAUCUUUACGGCCGGCCGGUUCACAUA